Molecule: messenger RNA, 4011 nt
Organism: Tripterygium wilfordii
Lineage: Eukaryota; Viridiplantae; Streptophyta; Magnoliopsida; Celastrales; Celastraceae
Product: E3 SUMO-protein ligase SIZ1-like
Exons: 17
Coding region: 237-2837 (866 amino acids)
Biological process (GO): protein sumoylation
Molecular function (GO): SUMO ligase activity; zinc ion binding
Source: RefSeq, a predicted model, not a curated record
UAGGCGAUGGGCCCGCGACUUGUAAUUGGAGGAUAGCCUCUUAUGGUGGCUCUCGGUCAGAAAAGGGGCGAAAGAAUCACAAAAGGGGAGAAGUCGGCGUUACACUUUGAACUCUUCGAUUUCUCUCUAUUACUGCCAAUCUCUUCGUCGAUCGCUAUUUGGAGCUGCUUUCCUGUGUUCGAUGAUUCAAGUUCAGAUUGGUUGCUGAUUUUUGGGCUAUUUUUCGAGUUUGAGUGAUGGACUUGGUGGCAGGUUGCAAGGACAAAUUGACACAUUUCCGAAUAAAAGAGCUUAAGAAUGUACUCACUCAGUUAGGUCUCUCAAAACAGGGGAAGAAGCAGGACCUUAUUGACCGCAUACUAGCAACUCUUUCUGAUGAACAAGUUUCCAGGAUGUGGCCAAAAAAGGGCACUGCUGGGAAGGAAGCAGUGGCGAAGCUAGUUGAUGACAUAUACAGAAAAAUGCAGGUAUCUGGGGCCACUGAUUUAGCAUCAAAGAGUCAGGGUGCUUCUGAUAGCAGCAAUGUGAAAGUAAAAGGGGAAGUGGAUGAUCCCUAUCAGUCAGAUACAAAAGUUCGCUGUCCUUGUGGAAGUUCAUUGGAAACAGAGUCAAUGAUUAAGUGUGAGGAUCCAAGAUGUCAUGUGUGGCAACACAUUGGUUGUGUCAUAAUUCCUGAGAAACCUAUGGAGGGUGGUGCGCAAAUCCCUGACUUAUUUUAUUGCGAGAUCUGUCGACUCAGUCGAGCUGACCCUUUUUGGGUUACAGUUGCAAAUCCAUUAUAUCCUGUGAAGUUGACUACUACAAAUACUCCGACUGACGGUACAAAUCCAGUGCAGUCUGUGGAGAAAACAUUUCAUUUAACAAGGGCAGACAAGGAUUUAUUGUCGAAACAAGAAUAUGAUGUUCAGGCUUGGUGUAUGCUCUUAAAUGAUAAAGUUUCAUUCAGAAUGCAGUGGCCACAAUAUGCAGAUCUUCAGAUCAACGGUGUCCCUGUUCGUGCUAUUAAUAGACCGGGCUCGCAACUACUAGGUGCUAAUGGUCGUGAUGAUGCUCCUAUUAUAACACCAUGUACAAAAGAUGGUAUCAACAAGAUUUCUCUAACUGGAUGUGAUACACGCAUAUUCUGUUUAGGUGUCAGAAUUGUAAAACGGCGAACUGUUCAACAGAUCCUCAACUCGAUUCCUAAGGAGUCUGAUGGGGAGCAUUUUCAAGAUGCUCUUGCACGUGUCGUUCGUUGUGUUGGUGGUGGAACUGCUGCAGGAGAUGAUGCUGAUAGUGACAGUGAUAUUGAAGUUGUUGCAGAUUCUUUUGCUGUGAAUCUGCGUUGUCCUAUGAGUGGAUCCAGAAUGAAGGUUGCAGGGAGGUUUAAACCUUGUGUUCAUAUGGGCUGUUUUGAUCUUGAAGUUUUUGUGGAGCUUAACCAGCGGUCGAGAAAGUGGCAGUGCCCCAUUUGUCUAAAGAAUUAUUCGUUGGAAUAUAUUAUCAUCGAUCCAUAUUUCAAUCGAAUCACAUCUAAGAUGAGGCAUUGUGGUGAAGAUGUGGCAGAGAUUGAGGUGAAGCCUGAUGGGUCUUGGCGUGCAAAGACGAGAAAUGAAAGUGAACGUAGGGAGCUCCGGGAGCUUGCACAAUGGCACACUCCUGACGGUGCACUCUGUGUCCCUACUGAUGAACUUAAAACGAAAGUGGAAAUGUCAAAGCCAAUCAAACAAGAAGGCAUUUCAGAAGGUCAUACUGGUUUGAAACUUGGAAUCAGGAGGAAUCGCAAUGGUAUUUGGGAAGUGAGCAAACCUGAGGAUAUGAAUGCAUCGUCUUCUGGUUUUUUGAACCACGAGCAGAAAGUUAUCCCAAUGAGUAGCAGUGCCACUGGAAGUGGUCGGGAUGGUGAAGAUCCAAGUGUUAAUCAGGAUGGCGGAGAGAAUAUUGAUUUUCUGAGCAAUGGGAUUGAGCUUGAUUCCUUACCUCUGAAUUUAGAUUCAGCCUAUGGAUUUACUGAUAGAAACCCUUCCGUGGCUGCAGUAGAUGCAGAAGUUAUCGUUCUUAGUGAUUCUGAUGAUGAAAAUGACAUUGUCUAUAAUAAUAAUCAAACUGAUGCUGGUGGGACAAAUUUUUCGGUGCCUCCUUCAGGGAUUGCCGAUCCCUAUUCAGAAGAUCCUAGUCUUGGAGCUGGUGCAAAUUCUUGUAUGGGUCUUUACAGUGCAAAUGAUGAUGAAUUUGGGAUGCCACUCUGGCCUUUACCUCCGGGAACCCAAUCAGGCCCCGGGUUUCAGUUAUUUAGUUCAGAAGCAGAUGGCUUGGUUGAUUUGCAGCAUGGUUCGAUCGGUUGUCCUCCGUCAAUGAAUGGCUACAGUUUGGCACCAGAGACCACCUUGGGUUCUGCUCCUUUAGUCCCCGAUUCUUCUGUUGGUCAGACUGAUACAGACAUAAAUGAUGGAUUGGUUGAUAAUCCCUUGGCAUUUGGGGGUGACGAUCCAUCUCUUCAAAUUUUUCUCCCAACCAGGCCUUCAAAUGCUUCGCUACAGACUGGCUUCAGAGGUCAACCUGAUGUGUCAAAUGGUAUACGCACGGAUGAUUGGAUCUCGCUUAGACUUGGGGGUGGGACCUCUGGCGGUCAUGGUGAGUUACCAAUUGCGAAUGGAGUGAAUUCAAGACAGCAAAUGCCGAUCAGAGAAGGUGCCAUGGAUUCUUUGGCUGAAACUGCUUCACUGCUCCUUGGCAUGAAUGAUGGUAGAAAUGAGAAAGCAAGUCAGCACGGUUCAGAUAGCCCUUUCUCAUUUCCUCGCCAAAAACGUUCAGUAAGGCAAAGGCUAUAUCUUUCCAUUGACUCGGAUUCAGAGUAGAGGAAAUAUAACCUAGUUUGGUUGAGAACUGUUGUUGCUCUCUUUUGAAGUUCUUUGGACAGAAGACUUCCACUGGAGAUGUCCCCACGUUUUUUAAAUGGCAGUGAAAGGAAAUUGACUAAGAUUCGGGUCCUUGUGAGUUUUGAAGUCUCCCAAUUAAGCACAAGGCAUAAACAGCAGAACCACUGAACUACUUUUUCUUUUAAUUGGUGAGCGGUAGGCUCGUGUAUCCUUUUCCACUAUGUAGUACCCUAUCUAAGUGGUGUUUCUGACACCAUUGUUUUAUCAGGUCCACAAAGGCACCUUCCCCUCAAAGAGCUGCAAGUCCGGUGCUGGUAAAUUGUACAGUAGUUAUUUAAAUAUGAGAAUCACUCCAUUAGAAUUUAAACCGAUGGGUUGGAUUCUUUGGAUGUAGUAUGGUCCAAUUGAGUAGCACUGGUACCUGGUUUUAGAGAGUGAAAUAGCAUGUAAGGUGAGAUCCAAUUGAGUAGAACCGCACAAGGCUCCACCAGUGUGUGGGGAAUGGAGACCACAUGUUCGCAUGUAUUAGAUACAGAGAAUAUAUAGAGAUUGAUAGAUAAUAUUUUGAAGAUACAAGCUGAGGCAGACUUGUUUGACCAUACGACUUUUUUGUGGCUGCUUGUUUAAUUUGCCACAUUGUGGAAGUCCUUUGGUAGAGAGUAGGAGUCUGUCUAGCUGUCACUAAAAUAUGUUAAAAACAGUAUCCCUUUGGAAACCGGUUGGCUACUGACUACUGUGAAUCAGAUUGGUGCAAUUUGGAACACAACAGUAUAUAUUAUUUUUCUUCAACAGGCCUCUUCCCUUCCCUGUGCUUCUUUUUCUUACUGAAUGGCAUUGCAGUUUGCAGUUAUUUCAACUUGUCUCGUUUUGGCUCAAGGUUGUCUCUGCUUCACCUAUCUUGGAUGGCGUGAAAUUUCUGGUACUGAGUUGUGUGUUACUUGGGGUAUGAUUCUUAUAUUUGUUGCUCCUUGCAGGGAGAAGCUGUUUUAUUCUCCUCCAUUAGUAUUAGCUUCAGAAGUUUUCUUUUAUCUCGUAGUUUUCUUCUGUAAUUCCCUGUCAAACUGUGACUUGUCUUUGGAUAUUCAGACUUGAAACAUUGUUGUAGUUAGUAUUAUAAUUCUUUAUUAUAGUUACAGCAUUCUCAGCACAAGAU